This is a messenger RNA of Leptomonas pyrrhocoris, 1566 nucleotides long. RefSeq lists its product as hypothetical. The record is from RefSeq and is a predicted model, not a curated record. The transcript has a single exon. NCBI's taxonomy places the organism in Eukaryota, Euglenozoa, Kinetoplastea, Trypanosomatida, Trypanosomatidae. The coding region runs from base 319 to 1566 and encodes 415 amino acids.
GUUUUUGCGAGGUUUUCAGGUGGCGCGAAAGGAGAUACGCAGAGUACACACGUGUGUCUGUCUGUCUGUGUGCGUCUGUCUGUGUGUGUGUGUGUCAAUUCGCAACCUUCUGUUUUCUUCAAACAUAUUUCGCUCAUUGUAGCUGCCCACCUCCACGCACACAUCGACAUACAGUAUUCUGCUUUUAAUCGUCAAAUCCGCGUUCCGUACAACAUUUCAAGGCCUUCUUUUGCCGUCUCCCUCGUUCUUUGUUUGCGAGUGCAGUGGGAGUCUUAUCGAAAAACAAACAAGCUAACAGCAAAAAAAAACAGUAAAAGAAUGCUUCGUAGUUCACUCCCAGCGCUGCGGGCGGUCGCACUGACCGCGCCGCACUUCUCCUCGGUUAUCACAACGGAGCAGUGCCGCGUCACAUCCUCUGUUGCUCUUCGCGUCCAUCGCAGCUCCUGCAGCGUCGCUCCGCUGUGGAUGAGUGCUCGCUUCUACGCCGCCGUCACGGCGUGCCUCCACGCGCCGAAGCCGCAUGACGUCGUCGGCGAGGCGGAGAAGAAGGCGGCGGAGCCACACGACGAGGCGGCCUUCGACUUCCACUUCGACCCCAUGGCCGGUGUGCGCCACGACGCGGCGGUGGAAACAGCGAAGAAGCACGUCGACCACGUCAUCGAGGAGCUCGCCCCGCCCAACGCCCCGCUUGAGGUACUGGCGAAGAUACGCACCUACCUUGUGCAGCACCCCGUCGACUCCCUGAUCUUGCUUGGGGAGGUGCAAAUCACCCACAUUGAGAACCCCGACACGGGUAUCGAGGACCGCGUGCACCUUAGUCCGAUGAAGACGAAGGACGCCCUCGAGCAGGCGCAGCUUCGAAAGAUGAACCUCGUGCAGAUGGGGGCACGCGGCAACGAGCUGGCCUACUGCCGCAUCCGCCGUGAGCGACCGUGGAUUCUGAAGCUGGUGCAGGCGGAGAUGGUGCAGGCGGCGGGCGCGAUGGGCGAUCCGGCAUCCAUCACCGCGCCGUCCACCGCCACUCCACUCGCUGAGGGCGAGACGCCCACACCGGCAUCGUCGCAGCAGCAGCAACAGCAGUCGCAGUACUUGGGGAAGACAAAGGCGCUGAUUGAUCACCAGUUCCGCGACGCGGUCGACACGCACUUCAUCAGCUGGCGCAGCAAGAAGGUUGUGCAGGACAUCCGCAAAGGUCACGUGGUGAAGCUUACGAUCAAAGACUUCCAGAGCCCCGAGGGGGCCAUUCACAAGCUGCGCGAGAUGAGCAACGCGAUGAAGACGUACGCCGAGACGGAGCACGUGUUCCACCACUUCACGAACAUCGUGGCCAACGACCACGAGGCGAGUGUGACCUUUUCACCGCCGACGGCGAAUAAGUCCGGCACCAUCGCGAAGAGUGUGCGGCACCCAACGGAGAAGGAUUGGGCGAGUGCGCUGACAAGGAUGGAGGACGCGUGUCGGAAGGCGGGACGUAUUGGAACGUACAUGAAAUCUGGCAGGCUGAAGAUGCGCAACAUAGGUGCCUCCACGUACCGCGUAGACAAGUACGGGCGUCGGGUGAGUUGA